Molecule: messenger RNA, 1709 nt
Organism: Cyprinus carpio (common carp)
Lineage: Eukaryota; Metazoa; Chordata; Actinopteri; Cypriniformes; Cyprinidae
Gene: grap2a
Product: GRB2 related adaptor protein 2a
Exons: 9
Coding region: 271-1125 (284 amino acids)
Molecular function (GO): protein binding
Source: RefSeq, a predicted model, not a curated record
CCGCUCGUUCUUGUGAAUGCAUAGUGUGCCAAGAAGGACAUGCAGGUAGUGGACUAGCAGUUGAGCAGCCUACUUGGUGAUUUGAGACGGUGACUUCUUCUGCAGGUGCUUUGUCUUUUCCUCGUUGCCGGUCAGUGAAACAGCGAGACAACGAUGGAGCUGUGAUGGCCUCUUGAAACCAGUUAAACAAGUGUCUCAACAUCCUCAGAUCACAGACAUUGUAUUACACGUGUAGACCCUCUCCUUCGUUCAGCCUCUCAGUAUUUCACCAUGGAGGCCAGAGGAAAGUAUGACUUCAAUGGCAAAGAAGAAGAUGAGCUCAGCUUCCGGAAAGGAGACAUUCUAAAAAUCCUGGGAACUCAAGACGACUGGUUCAAGGCAGAGCUACAUGGUCAUGAGGGCUUCAUACCUAAAAACUAUGUUGACAUGCAAACGCCGAGCUGGUUCAAAGAGAAUGCCGGCCGUGGCUCGGCUGAGGAGAUGCUCAUGUCCCGAGAGGUGGGUGCUUUCCUGAUCCGUGGCAGCCAGAGUUCCCCUGGAGACUUCUCCAUCUCAGUCAGACACGAGUACGAUGUACAGCAUUUUAAAGUUAUGAAGGAUAAAUCGUUCCAGUACUACCUGUGGACGGAGAAGUUUACCUCUCUAAACAAGCUUGUGGAGUUCUACAAGACCACCUCCAUAUCCAAGCAGAGGGAGAUCUUCCUUAGGGACGGAAGUGGGAAUGAGCCACGAGCACCUCCACCUUUAAGGAGUCAACCAGAAGUUCGGCCUUCCCCAGGUGGUGGUUAUGGCGGUCCCCCAACCUCAUCGCAACACCGCAACGCGACAGAUCAAACUCACAACCAGAAGGGUAAGAGAGGAAGUCUUGAGGAGAAAGCUAACACUCUGGGACACCAAGGGAGGAACAGCCCAGUCCCUCGGCGAACCUCUGAAACUUUGCCUGCUCCGAGGUCAACCAUACAGGUGAGAGCAAUAUAUGACUUCACAGCAGAGGAAGAUGACGAGUUGGGCUUCAGUUCCGGUGAAAUCAUUGAAGUACUGGACCGUUCUGAUGCGUCGUGGUGGAAAGGUCGUUUGCGCGGCAGGACUGGUCUGUUCCCUGCCAAUUACACAGAACCGAUCUGAAGUCUUCUGAUUGCUCAGAGGUGUGGAAUCACUAUGCUAAGAGUCAAAUCCAUCAUUCGCUUACCAAAUGCCUGUCAAUAAUGUACGGACUGGUCGAUUAUUUUCAAAUUAUUUUUAUAAAACUGGUUGCAGAACUGUUGCGGAGAAGUGAGAAAAAGACUCAUGAAGCUCUUUGUUGCUUCUCUUUUACAUAUACAUAAUCUUUUUUUAUACAGUGCAUAUUUUUUUAUGGUACGAAGAAAGAACUAUACAAUUUCUCUUAUGUGUCAAAUUCUCUUAAUGGCUAGACAUUUCCCUUAUAGGAAUCACUGAAUUAUACAGUACAUAGCCCUUACAGUGACCCCUCAGUUCAUGUUUAUAUUUUAAGAUCUUCAGUAGGACACACUAACACAUGAUACAGUGUUACAGUAAGCAAAGUGUUUAUGUUACUGUACCAAUUUUUGUAAAAGGAAGAGACUUUUUAACAUAUGUGAUUUGUCAAAAUAGGCACAGACAGAAGAGGUAUGAUUAUUGUUUUGUUAUACAAGAUGGAAAAUACAGAUGGCAAAUAACAGCGGACUUGAAUAAAUCUUUCUGCUUUCAAA